Messenger RNA from Sphaerodactylus townsendi, 769 nucleotides. RefSeq names its product translation initiation factor IF-2-like. The record is from RefSeq and is a predicted model, not a curated record. Lineage: Eukaryota; Metazoa; Chordata; Lepidosauria; Squamata; Sphaerodactylidae. The transcript is spliced from 5 exons. The coding region runs from base 1 to 516 and encodes 171 amino acids.
AUGGGCAUUACGCCCCUGGUCCCGGGAAACCCGAAGCGGCUUCUCACAGCCUUCUCCUCUCCUCCCAACCUCCCUGCGAGGCUGGAGAGGGGCUGUGUGGCCCUCGCAGGAUGGGACCCGCCGCCCCCGCAGCUACUAGCCCCACCCGAGCGGGCCCCUCCCGGCCAGACGCAGGCAGCGGAGCGGAAGGCGGCCGGGCCCCCUCCCCAGGCGCCCUCCCCCGGCCAGGGCUCCCCCCUCCCGCCGGAGGUGCCCCGCCCGGCCCUGCCCGCCUGGGCGACGGUGGCCCGGCCCGUGGGUCCGUCAAGGCGGAGCGGAGCCGGCGGGCUGGGCCGGGCUCGGCGGGGGUGGGCAACGACGGCGAGGCCAGGAGGCGGCGGCGAGCGCGGGAUGGCACCGGACGGGACGGGCGACGGCGGCCACGCCACGCCCCGGGCCGUCCAGGACAAGAUGUCUUCUCUGAAGGCUUCUCAAAAUACCAAAAGGAUCAGCAAACUGAAAUACCCAAAAAAAUAAGUGGCAAGGCCGUGAUACUGAGCUGAAAGUCAAGAAGGCUCGUGUGGAGGGCCCUACAGUGGGGAUUACUGAUGAGGAGUUGUUCGAGGCCAGUGACAUACUGGGCCCAAUUCUGUGUAAAUUCUGUGAGAAAAAAGAUUGCUAAAAAGCCAAUGCAGAGGUCAAAGAGGUGGUGGACAAAUAUCUUAAAAUAAUGAGAAACCUUACAGCGAAAAAUAAACCAACUGAUUUCUAUUCCAAGCAUCCUGUGAAC